Molecule: messenger RNA, 1962 nt
Organism: Notodromas monacha
Lineage: Eukaryota; Metazoa; Arthropoda; Ostracoda; Podocopida; Cyprididae
Source: the annotation of a GenBank genome assembly
ACAAAAGAGCUGAGUGUUGUGGCUAAAACCUCUGUCGGCGCCUCGCUGUUCGCCAGCAACAUCGGAAGUGAGCACUUCAUCGGACUCGCCGGAUCCGGCGCCGCUUCCGGCAUCGGAAUCGCCUGCUUCGAACUGCACGCAAUGUUCACCAUGAUCGUGCUGGGCUGGGUCUUUGUUCCGGUGUACCGAGCAAGCGGGGUUUUCACCAUGCCGGAGUACCUGAGGAAACGCUUCGGGGGUCAACGGAUCCGGGUGUACAUCUCGUGUCUGGCUCUCAUGCUCUACGUCUUUGUCAAAAUAUCGGCAGACUUGUACGCAGGAUCGAUUUUCCUAGACCAGGCCUUUGGCCUGAAGCACUGGUACAUUUCAGUACUGAUCCUGCUCUUGAUUGCUGGAGUGUUCACAAUGGCUGGUGGACUCGCAGCCGUAAUUUGGACUGACCUCGUGCAGGCCAUCAUCAUGAUUCUUGGAGCCUUCAUCGUCAUGGUCAAAAGUUUCAUUGCUGUUGGGGGUUAUUCCCAGUUGGUGGAGCGCUUCUUCCAUGCCCAAGCAGAUAACGCGGCUUGGGACCCUUUGAAGAACAUGACUUGUGGCCAACCCCCAAGCUAUGCCAUGCACUUGCUCAGGGACUCCACUCCAGGCAAAUCGGAUAUCCCAUGGAGUGGGAUUGUGUUUGGACUUCCCAUAUCUGCCAUUUGGUAUUGGUGCUCAGACCAGGUGAUAGUGCAACGAGUCCUGGCCUCCAAGAACAUGAUCCACGCCAAGGGCGGCUGUCUCAUCGCCGCCUACCUCAAGUUCCUCCCGCUCUUCCUCCUGGUGUUUCCCGGCAUGGCGGCCCGGGUUCUGUUCCCGAACCAGGUCGCCUGUGCUGACCCAGUCACGUGCGAAGAGUUCUGCGGGAACCGCAAGGGUUGCUGGAACAUUGCGUACCCGUACUUGGUGAUAGUGCAACGAGUCCUGGCCUCCAAGAACAUGAUCCACGCCAAGGGCGGCUGUCUCAUCGCCGCCUACCUCAAGUUCCUCCCGCUCUUCCUCCUGGUGUUUCCCGGCAUGGCGGCCCGGGUUCUGUUCCCGAACCAGGUCGCCUGUGCUGACCCAGUCACGUGCGAAGAGUUCUGCGGGAACCGCAAGGGUUGCUGGAACAUUGCGUACCCGUACUUGGUCAUCAACCUCUUGCCUGCGGGGUUGCGAGGGCUCAUGUUGGCUUGCAUGAUGGCCGCCAUCAUGAGCUCUUUGACGUCCAUCUUCAAUUCCUCCUCCACUGUCUUCACUAUUGAUAUUUGGAGACGGUUCCGAAGGACCUGUUCCGAGGCUGAGCAGCUCAUCGUCGGCAGACUAUUCGUGUUGGGCUUGGUGUCGCUCAGCAUUUUGUGGAUCCCUGUGAUCAUGAGUUCCAAAGGAAGCCAACUCUUUCAUUACAUGCAAAGCGUAACGAGCUUCUUGGCACCACCGAUUUGCGCCAUUUACGUCCUGGGAAUAUUCGUCCCACGCGUCAACGAGAAGGGAGCAUUCACUGGUUUAAUGGUCGGACUCGCGGCCGGGAUUUUCCGAUUCGUUCUCGAAUUCAUGUACACCGUCCCACCCUGUGGUUCAGAUCCGCGACCAGAUUUCGUCAAGAUUUUCGUGGGAAAAGUUCACUUCCUGCAUUUUGGAUUGGCUCUUUUAUUUUUCAAUAAAAAGGGCAUAAAAAGACUGUUCGUGUUGGGCUUGGUGUCGCUCAGCAUUUUGUGGAUCCCUGUGAUCAUGAGUUCCAAAGGAAGCCAACUCUUUCAUUACAUGCAAAGCGUAACGAGCUUCUUGGCACCACCGAUUUGCGCCAUUUACGUCCUGGGAAUAUUCGUCCCACGCGUCAACGAGAAGGGAGCAUUCACUGGUUUAAUGGUCGGACUCGCGGCCGGGAUUUUCCGAUUCGUUCUCGAAUUCAUGUACACCGUCCCACCCUGUGGUUCAGAUUAUUCGGGU